This is a messenger RNA of Theobroma umbraticum, 981 nucleotides long. RefSeq lists its product as uncharacterized. The record is from RefSeq and is a predicted model, not a curated record. Lineage: Eukaryota; Viridiplantae; Streptophyta; Magnoliopsida; Malvales; Malvaceae.
UUUGACUUGAGUAAGAUAACUUUGCAUCAUUAAAGAUGAAGCCUCAAUUUGAUUAACAGUCUUAGCCCAAUUUCUUACACUGUGAAGCAGAUCUUUGAAUCUGGGUACUUUGGAUUUUUAGCAAAAUUUGGGUACAUGGACAAACAGUCUUGAGUGAUGUUGCUUAAGUCUAAAACUCCAAUUUUGACCCCAGAACUUGAAAUGGUCUGAGUAGAGCUGUUUUCUCUCUCUCUCUCUCUCUCUCUCCUUUAAAUUCUUCAAGGGUAGGAUUUGUAUAGAAUGGCUCAUAGUUCUGAGCAAAGGUUUUGGUGUCAGGGUGUUUUAAGGUUUGGUUUUGCUUUUGUUUGUGUGUGUCUGGUUGGUUACAUUGUUGGUCCAACUCUGUUCUGGCGUUUGAAGGAGAAGUCAACAGCUCAGGCAUCAUGUCCUUCUUGUGUUUGCGAGUGCUCUUUGGAGACAGACUUUCUCUUACUACCAGGAUUAGUCAACAGCACAUACUCAGAUUGUGGUAAAAAUGAUCCAGAUGUAAAUGAAGAACUAGAGAAGGAUAUUGUUGCUUUACUGUCUGAGGAGAUUAAUUUACAGAAGAUAGUAAGCAAUGAUACCCUGAAGCACACCUGGGCACUAACAAUUGACACCAAAAGAGCCUCCUCACAUUACCAGAAAGAAGCAGAAAAAUGCAAUGCAGGAGUGGGGACUUGUGAGGAAUCCAGGGAAAAGGCUGAAGCAGAACUAAGAGAGGAGCGUAAGCUUACAGCCUUGUGGCAGAAAAGAGCCCAUGAACUUGGGUGGAAAGAUAGCAAAAGGGUAGAUACAUGAGUGUGGAUAUAUAUUCUUUUGAGUUAGGCUUUUAAUUAGAAAUGUUUCCUCUUGUGCUUGUAAAAAAAGUAGAAUUAUGGCUUUUCCAAUAGCCAUAUGAUUUUAGAACUGUUUGAAUAUUUAAGCAAACUAGAGCAAUGGAAACAAUUUGGAUGUUUUCCA